Fusarium verticillioides 7600 is the source of this 618-nucleotide messenger RNA. RefSeq lists its product as hypothetical. The transcript is spliced from 2 exons. The coding region runs from base 1 to 618 and encodes 205 amino acids. NCBI's taxonomy places the organism in Eukaryota, Fungi, Ascomycota, Sordariomycetes, Hypocreales, Nectriaceae. The record is from RefSeq and is a predicted model, not a curated record. Gene Ontology annotation, molecular function: oxidoreductase activity; zinc ion binding.
AUGCUCGGCCACGAAGUCGCAGGCCUGGUUAGAAAGCUCGGUCGAAAUGUCUCUGGCUAUCAGAUCGGAGACUCUGUCACACUCGCCCUCCUAAUGCACCCUGUCUCAGAGCGCAUCAACGGCGCAUACGUCGGGCUGAGCCUUGAUGGUGGUUAUGGCCAAUAUGUCGUUGCGCCACAGAAGAUUCUCGUCAAGAUACCUGAUGCACAAGGAUAUGGGGCUAAGGACUGUUUUGCAUCGCUUGAUGAUGCAACCAAUGCUGGCUUAGCAUUUGAUAUUAUUGUUGACUUUUUCGGCCACUUUACAACCACUUCAGCUGCAAUUAAGGCUGUGAAGCCAGGCGGCAAAGUUGUCACUGUUGGUCUCGCGUCGUCGGAUGUCACGAUUCCAUCAAACACGGGUUCGGUGUACAUCCUCAAGGGCCUCACUAUUGUGGGAUCCAUUGGCGCGUCAAUGCGGGACCUCAAGGAUGUUCUGACAAUUAUAGCUGAGGGUUCCAUUACGCCUGAGCUUAACGAGGGUGCCUUUGAGGGGAUACCAGAGACUAUCAAGCAGCUGGCAGAGGGGACUGUAGCUGGUCGAGUUUGGACGGACCCAAGCAAGACACUGUUUCAAUAG